AUGAAAUUGUGGGCGCUUGUGGGUAUUUUGAUUCAGUCUUUGCUUGACAACGCCUCCCCAGCCUCCGUCGAGCAACUGACCUCCGAAUCGACUUCCGUCGCAUGCAACGGCUAUGCUGGCUACUGCAAUCGAAGUGUGAGCCAAGUCCUGUGGAUGGGAGCCCACAACGCACUCACAGACGCUGGGUUUGCCCUGCAGCGCAAUCAAUUCGUGAGUGGCCCAGCCUUGCUCGACGCUGGCAUUCGGUACUUGGACAUCGACACUUGUGCGUAUGUGAAGCAAGGCAAGCGUACCGCUCCAAUGGUUUGCCACGGCAGCGAAUGGUACCUCGCGCAAGUAUACCAGUCCGCACUUGCCGGACUCGUGCCCAUCAUGGAGUGGCUAGUUCGACAUCCUCGCGAAGUGAUCAUUCUUAACUUUGGCGACAUCUCCGACUUCGAAGCAGUCAACUCGCACGGCGUCGCCACUAGCACGCUGACGUUACGGGAAGAACUUCGAGCUGUUGUGCGCCAAGUAUUUGGAUCGAUGGCCAUCUGGCGCGGCGAGCCGUUGGAUGCCGCUGUAAACGCCAAUAGAGCGACGUUGAGCGACCUCAUCGCAGCAAAUCGACGCGUCGUGGUGAACAUUGGCAUUAGUCGAAGCGACAACUCGAACGCAUGGGGGCAGAGCGACCGAGUUUGUCGUGAAGCUUGGUACCCUGAUCCCCUUGACUGGAACGACAUGCACACCGACUACAAUUGGGCUCCUGUCAUGGACGCGGUGGAGGCCACGAUGCGCAGUCCGUGCGCCACGGCCCCUCAGCUCCUCAACAAAUUGGAGUUUCAGUUCCACAACUCGUUUGGUGGUUCAGUGGAUGCUGCGUCGGUCGGCAUCGUGCUCAAUGAAUACAUGGCGUCAUUGGAGCAUCGAAAUGGCCCAACGUCGCGGUCGCCAUAUUUCCCCUUCAACUUAAUUCUCACGGACCACGCAGACAAGUGGCGAUCGUAUCAUGCAGAGUGGCAUCGACGUCAAUUGUCUUUCCAACCCGGCAACUAGACAUACAAAGAUGUGCCAUUCUGCUCUCUGCUGUUCACAUAGUGUCACGACAAUUCGAGUCUGUAUGAGAGCAACC
Messenger RNA from Aphanomyces invadans, 1111 nucleotides. RefSeq lists its product as hypothetical. The record is from RefSeq and is a predicted model, not a curated record. Gene Ontology annotation, biological process: lipid metabolic process. Lineage: Eukaryota; Oomycota; Saprolegniomycetes; Saprolegniales; Verrucalvaceae. Gene Ontology annotation, molecular function: phosphoric diester hydrolase activity. The transcript has a single exon. Bases 1 to 1035 code for a protein of 344 amino acids.